UUGGAUUGGAUAAAUCAGGCUUCAGAUUAUCAGUUGUUUUGGGAGAACAGCAAAAAAGAUGUCGGACACAUUUGAUGUUCCACGUGUGCGCUCUGACAGUACGUCCACCACGACGUCUACUUCAUCGCUGGUGAUUCUCCGCCAGAGGCUCGCUCAGUUGCUCGUCUGCUUGGAGGAUCUCAGCUCAGAUGAUGAGGCAAAUGAGGAAGUGUCCCAUACGCUAGACAAAGCCUUUUACCUCUGUGGAAAAUACACCAACAGAGAGUCCUUCAGGCUGCACGUGGUCACAUGGAAUGUUGGCACAGCGGAGCCACCAGCCGAUGUGAGGUCAUUACUGCAGCUUUACUCGCAGCCGGCCACUGACCUCUUUGUGAUUGGUCUACAGGAAGUGAAUGCCACUCCAGUGCGGUAUAUCUCUGAUCUCAUUUCUGAGGACUCAUGGAGUCACCUUCUCAUGGAUACUCUGGCACCAAUGGGAUAUAUCAAGGUGACUUCAGUGAGGAUGCAGGGUUUGCUGCUGAUACUGCUUGCAAAGCAGGUCCACCUGCCUUUCAUCAGAGACAUCCAAAGUACAUACACCCGCACAGGCCUGUUUGGAUACUGGGGAAAUAAAGGUGGUGUGUCUGUGCGUUUCUCAUUCUACGGUCACAUGCUGUGUUUUCUGAACUGUCAUCUGGCAGCUCAUAUGAACUACGUCCUGCAACGAAUGGACGAAUUUGAAUAUAUACUUGACAGACAAGACUUCGAUAUGUACAACACACCACAAGUGCUUGACCACAAGGUAGUUUUCUGUUUUGGUGAUCUGAACUUUCGUAUCGCUGACCAUGGGAUGCACUUUCUCCGCUCCUCAAUCAACAAUGGCCGCUUUAACCUGCUGUGGAACAGAGAUCAGUUGACCAUGAUGAAGAAGAAAGAACCUAUUCUGCAGGAAUUUGAAGAGGGACCAUUGUGCUUUAAACCCACGUAUAAGUUUGACCGUUUCUCUGAGACUUACGAUAUAAGAACACCGAGGACAUGGUUUGGCUUUAUUGGUAAAAAGCGGAAGCCUGCCUGGACGGAUCGUAUCUUGUGGAGGAUAAAACCCAAAGCUACAGAGACUGAGGAUGAGAAUAGGUUGACAUCAUCAUCAGCUGACGAUGAUGAGCAUCCUAUUAAGGUGACGCAGGAAAUGUACACCUGUGAUGUCUCGUAUGGGGUCAGUGACCACAAACCCGUCAUUGCAACCCUCAAUCUGGAGAUGAGAAAAAAUGUGGAGACUCCUCUAGUCACACUAACAGUGGAGGGACACUGGAGUGCAGAUGAAGAUGCCACAUUCACCUACACCAUUCUGGAAAACUUUGAGUCCUCAACCUGGGAUUGGAUCGGAUUGUACAAGAUUGGCUUCAAAAGGGCCUCCGAUUACUCCACCUUUGCUUGGGUCAAAGAUGAUGAAGUGGCUGCCAACGGCGAAGUCGUGACGGUCCAGAUGAGUAAAAAUGAGCUCAACCUGCUGGCAGGGGAUUAUGUUCUUGGCUAUUACAGCACCAACAUGCAAACCCUCGUUGCCUUUAGUCCGACUUUCCAGAUUCUCGAGUCUCGACAAGCUGUAAUGGAGGGUCUGCUUCCUGAGAACAUCAACGGAUAUGAGAAGUAACUGGAUAUCUUCUAACCUCAUAUGUUCACAUAUGUAAAAAUUACAACAGGAUCUGAUUUGAGAUCAUAUUUGCCUGUGUAAACAGACCUUGCUCAGUUUGAUUUUAAAAGUUAAAACUGAUUCCGUGAAACAGUCUGAUAUAAUGAGUGUGAUUUAAAAUCGAAGGCUUUAAAAUGUCCCAAACACUCAGUCUAUUCACUGAACACACUGCAUUACUCUUUUUCAUUCUCUCUUUAUCUGUGGUUCUUCUCAAAUGGUUGAGUCUGUUGUGAGCUUCUGUAAACACACACAUUGUACACACUGCGCUUUUCUACUGUAGUAUGUACCUGUAUCUGCCAUUAAAGGUUUAUAAAGCAAUCACUAACUUUAUUACAGACACAUCCUAACUCAGAAUCUUAUCCCAUCUGUUUAGUAACCAUGGUAAUUUGACUGAGAAUUGAGAAAUAUAACUUUUUUUUGUUUUUUUUUUAAUUUUAGUAAAAAAGAAGACAGGACAUUUCUGUAAUACAGCCCAUGGAAUCUGUGCCUGCUAACUUGAAAGCUCUUUUGAUUUAUGUAGAAACUGACUGCACAAAGAUCUGCACAUUUUUCACACCUUUCAUGUUGUUUUUUUUAAUCAAAUUUGAUACUUAUAAGACUGUAAAACUAACGAGUGUAGAACUCUCAGAAUUUUAAAAUAAGCCUGUAUUUCAUGCCAAAGUCAACACAUAAAUUGUGAAAAAGUACUCACUCAAAAAGCACUUUUACAUUAAGUUUUACAAAACACAAUUAUACAUUUUUAUUUUUAUAUGAUAUAUUAAAUAAAUGAUGUUGCAUUUUGCCUAUUUGAAAGUGAUUACAGUAUCUUACAGUUUUAAUGUACAUGAGUGCUGUGCUUUAUACAGUAUUUCACUAUGUUUUAUAUGUCAGUGCCUGUUUCUAUAUAAUAGUGUGUGGCUUUUCAGUAUCUAUAACAACGGUUCACCAUCUGAUUGUUAAAAUGCCAUUUUGAUUACACUCUCUCACUCUUGUUAGUGCUAAAUUUGUCUUUUAUAUGAGAGAGGCAGUUUAACUUCUUAUUGUCUGCAUUUGUCCAUUGUGACAUGCCAAGUC
This is a messenger RNA of Sinocyclocheilus rhinocerous, 2725 nucleotides long. RefSeq names its product inositol polyphosphate 5-phosphatase K-like. Gene Ontology annotation, molecular function: inositol bisphosphate phosphatase activity; phosphatidylinositol-4,5-bisphosphate 5-phosphatase activity; phosphatidylinositol-3,4,5-trisphosphate 5-phosphatase activity. The record is from RefSeq and is a predicted model, not a curated record. The coding region runs from base 59 to 1633 and encodes 524 amino acids. Lineage: Eukaryota; Metazoa; Chordata; Actinopteri; Cypriniformes; Cyprinidae. Gene Ontology annotation, biological process: negative regulation of peptidyl-serine phosphorylation; phosphatidylinositol dephosphorylation; negative regulation of phosphatidylinositol 3-kinase/protein kinase B signal transduction. The transcript has 13 exons. Gene Ontology annotation, cellular component: plasma membrane; ruffle; cytoplasm.